Molecule: messenger RNA, 607 nt
Organism: Thrips palmi
Lineage: Eukaryota; Metazoa; Arthropoda; Insecta; Thysanoptera; Thripidae
Exons: 4
Coding region: 17-607 (196 amino acids)
Source: RefSeq, a predicted model, not a curated record
UUUCAGCCUCUGCACCAUGAACGCCAAACUCGUGGUCCUGUUUGCUCUCGCUUCUCUGACUAACAGUGCUGAAUUACGAAAGGGACGUGCAGGCGCGCACCACACCCUGCUCGUGCCCCGCGUCCUGUACAUGGAGCACUGCAAGGACCACGAGCACGCGCUUCUCAUGAGCAACUACUCGUCGCUCGUCGACAGCCGCGGGGUCGUCUACCUCAAUGCGGUCAUGGAGUUCCAGAGGACGGCCAAGGCGCUCACCAAGAUGAAAGUCGUGCUGCACAAGUGCCGUGAUGCUGUGUCGUCCAACACGUGCGAGUACUUUGCCACUUGGCCGUUCACCGCGAACAUCUGCAGCAUGUUGACCGCGAAGGGCAUGAUGUGGAGCGGCUUCACGAGUGCCUUCCACCCGACCUUCAAGUGCCCCGUCGCCAAGGGGAUAUACCACCUGCAAAACGGAACGGUGGACGUGUCCUUGGGAGAGGCUAUGUCACACAUCAAUAUUGCCGGCAACGUGUGGACAGCAGAAGUGAGCCUCAUGGACGAGAAUAAGGAGCUUUUCACGUGCAUCAACACUGCUGUCGCCAUCAGCAGGGUUAACGUCAAGGACUGA